Messenger RNA from Malassezia restricta, 1947 nucleotides. Its product is annotated as leukotriene-A4 hydrolase. Gene Ontology annotation, cellular component: cytosol. Lineage: Eukaryota; Fungi; Basidiomycota; Malasseziomycetes; Malasseziales; Malasseziaceae. Gene Ontology annotation, biological process: proteolysis. The transcript has 2 exons. Gene Ontology annotation, molecular function: aminopeptidase activity; zinc ion binding; metallopeptidase activity. Bases 1 to 1947 code for a protein of 648 amino acids. The record is from RefSeq and is a predicted model, not a curated record.
AUGCACUGGGUCCGGUGUGCUCGACUGUGCUUGCCUGGACUGCGUGCAUUUCGCCCCCUUCGUACUUUGUGCACAUCGAUUCCGAGAAUGAAUUGGACGCCUCCUGCGCCGACGGCGGUGCCCGCUCCUCCGAUACCACCGAUCCGCGAUAUCCAUUCGUGUGCGAAUGUCAACGACAUUAAGCCGCUGCAUCUGCAUCUUGACUGGUCGAUCGACUGGGAUGCCAAGUGUAUUCGCGGUGCAGUCACGCAUGAGCUGGAGGUACAAAAGGACGGUACCGCGCAUGCUACGUUUGAUACAUCGUACCUUGAUAUCCGCGAGGUGCAAGUGGAUGGAGCUCGGGCCGCGUACCAGCUUGAGGCGCGGCGCGGCCCGUUGGGCGAGCCUCUGCGCAUUCAUUUGGGUGAACGCAUGGCGGGAGACAGGGUCAAGGUGGCCAUUGAUUAUGCCACGACGCCCAAGUGCACGGCGCUCGGGUGGCUCUCAGCCAGCCAAACGCGUGCCAAGAAGACGCCGUUCCUCUACUCGCAGUGCCAGGCGAUUCACGGCCGCUCGCUUGUGCCGUGCAUGGACACACCCUCGCGAAAAGUGACGUACACGGCGCGUGUCAACUCAUCGAUUCCCGUGCUCAUGUCAGCGCUGCGGCGCUCGUCGGCCUCGGACGUGUAUGAAUUUGACCAGCCGGUAGCGAUCCCCACCUACCUUAUUGCGAUUGUGGGAGGCCUCCUCGAGUUCCGCGCGCUGGGUCCACGUACGGGCGUAUGGGCCGAGCCGCCGGACGCGGAUGCCGUUCAGUGGGAGUUUGAGCGGGAUGCUGAGCCCUUCCUCACAGCUGCUGAGCAGGUUGUGUCGCCGUAUGUAUGGACGCGGUACGACAGUGUUGUGCUGCCGCCGUCGUUCCCGUACGGCGGUAUGGAGAAUGCGAAUCUGACAACGCUGACGCCGUCGCUCGUGUGUGGUGAUCGCAGCGCGACGGAUGUCCUCCUGCAUGAGCUGUGUCAUUCAUGGAGCGGCAAUCUGAUUUCGUGCAUGAACUGGGAAUCGUUCUGGCUGAACGAGGGCUGGACUGUGUACCUGGAGCGUCUGCUCCUCGAGAAGCUGUAUGGGCCAGCGCACCGUGGCUUUUCGUACAUUAUCGGCGCCAAGGCCCUGCGUGACUCGCUCGAGGGCUUUCAGGACACGCCGCGGUUCCAGCGCCUCGUGCCCGAGUUCCGCGAUGGUGAAGAUCCUGACGAUGCGUUCUCGUCGAUUCCGUACGACAAAGGCGCGAACUUCUUGUUGUACCUGGAGCGCGUCGUGGGCGGCCUCGAUGUGUUUGCACCGUAUAUCCAAGCCUAUUUCACGACAUUCCAGGGCCGCUCCAUCUCGACGGAGGAAUGGAAAGCCCAUCUGCUCGCGUACUUCGCGACGCAUCCCACAGCGAGUCAGGCGCUCCAGACUGUGGAUUGGGACGCGUGGCUGCACGGAGAAGGCCUGGAGCUGCCUGUGCGUAUGGAGUAUGACCAAACGCUCGCCGCCGAGGCCUUCGCCCUCGCUGCGCGCUGGAUCAAAGCGAUCGGCGACGGCGUCGACGGCGCGUUUGCUGCGUCGGACAUGCAAGGCUGGAAUGCCAACCAAGUCGUUGUGUUCCUGGAGCGGCUGCACGCUGGGCCGCGUGUCCCACAGUCUUAUGCCGCGCGUCUUGACGAGAUAUACUCACUGAGCACGGCACAGAACCCUGAGGUGCGUUUGCGCUUCUAUGAAGUUGCCCUCGAGGAGCAGGGUGGACGCUAUGCCGAAGAAGCCGCCGCGUGGGUCGCAUCGCAAGGCCGCAUGAAGUACUGCCGCACGAUCUUCAAGGCUCUGUACAGAGUGGAGCCGGCGCUCGCUCAGCGCACGUUUCUGGAGAACGAGUCGUUUUACCACCCCAUUGCCGCCGCUAUGAUCAGAAAGGACCUCGGCUUGUAG